This is a messenger RNA of Lineus longissimus, 2695 nucleotides long. RefSeq lists its product as uncharacterized. The transcript has 8 exons. The record is from RefSeq and is a predicted model, not a curated record. Lineage: Eukaryota; Metazoa; Nemertea; Pilidiophora; Heteronemertea; Lineidae. The coding region runs from base 90 to 2093 and encodes 667 amino acids.
AUAAGACCAGCUCUAUAUACACUGCGUAGGCCUAUCAUUCCUAUCUUGGCACUGUGUGAGUCCGGUGUGUGAGCUCCCGAUAAGAGAGGAUGAUUCGGAUACUUUUCGCCAGCCUCCUGGCUGUUGUCUCCCACGGAGACUUGGAUGCAAGGCUAGGAGUCGCCUGGGACAAGACGACAGCCACACUCCAGACAGCCAAAUUCGCCUUCUCCGUCAGUAACGGGAAGGUUCAGUGUUCAGACUGGACGGUUGGGAAAGACUGGUCCACCUGGACUGAUGUGGCGAACCCGACGGGUGUGCUGCCGGUGUCUAAUCCGUCACUGGUCCAUGACCACAAGAACGCCACCCUUGUCUUCAUCCAGGGGAAUGACGGACAGGUCUACUUCAAGGAGCAAAUCAAAUCAUCGUGCAGCGGCUUCUCCGCUUGGAACAGAGUCAGCCCGAAGACACAACUUCCUUUCAACAAGACAGCGCUGGCGCACAUCAUCGGGAAAGACAGCGUCACAGCCCUGCGGUCACAUCAGGACAACACGCAGAUUUACGUCUUCGCCAGGUCCUACGCGUCCCCGUCACAAUUCUUCUACACGGUCUUCGAUGGCGUGAACUUCACCCCUUGGUACAACCUCGGAGGGAGUCUGCUCUCUGACUUCAGUGUGGUGGGCAACCCCUACUCGCUCUGGUUCGAGGCGUUCUCGGUGCAGACGGACGGAUACGUGCAUCACAUCUGGCAGCACAAGGGCACAAUCUGGUCUUCAUGGUCGUCAUCAUUUGGUUCAGGGCAACCCGCAGUGGUACCGACCACCCGCCCAGUGUCGCACGCUAUGAGUGGAAGCUUCUUCAAUGGGCGGCUGGAAGUGUUCGCACUGGGGAAGGAUGGCUUGCUGCAUCAUAUCUGGCAGACGACGUGUGAUGCUGUCCCGAAUCUCUGGGGCUACUGUACCUGGUGGAUCUGGUCCAAGAUUGACAAACAGGUGCCAGCGCCCCUGUCCUCAAUCAAUGGCUUCAGCAUCGGUACCAACGUCCACCUUGGAAACGAAGCAUUUGUUUUUGCAAAGGAUUACAGCGUGCACCACAUAUACCAGUUAGACCGCGGAGACAACUGGAGCGACUGGGCAUCCAUCGGCCGACCGCCUUCCUCAGUCGGAUCAUUGCCAAAAGUAACUGAAUACGUAGCAGGAUGGUGGGCUGUCAACUUCGCAACAUCUUCGAAGGUUAUAACAAUGACACAAAACCGGACCAUCCGUCCCUCCGUGGCGAGCUUUCCCUACAAGACCAACACGACCGUGCAGUGGGACGCACCCGUGGACGAGGCAACUCAUAAAGAUUGGAUCGGAGUAUACCCCGCCGGAGUGGACAACGAAAGAUAUAUCGACUUCAGAUAUGUGCAAGGAGGGCAGAACCCGCUGAAGGACCCCGUCCCUAAGGGGAAUGUGACAUUCAAUCUCUUCCUUCCCAAGGGAUAUUAUGAUGUUCGAUAUCUAGUCAAUAAGCAGUUUGUUGAUGUCAUGAGUACAGGUAUUUCAAGCACAUCGUCUUCCAAAGAUCCCGAGUGGAUUCAGGUGUUCCAGGGCCUGGUGACGGGGAUGGGAAAGGAAGGCCUCAACAUCACCGGCUGCGUCAAGGAUGGAGAAGCUACAGUGGAGACAAUUGAGAAAGCUGUGGAUGCAUUUGAGAAUAGAGACAUCUACAAAGGUCUCCAGCUGAUAGGGCAAGCGUUAAAGGACUUGUACGAUGCGUACAUGGCCUGCGGUGAAACGGACAUUGCCAACAAACUGAUUGCAUUCGUCAACGACCUCAUUUCCUGCACCGAAGGCUCAUGUAUGAAGUUCGUCAUCGACUUGGCGAAGGAGAUCCUGGUCUUAUACGAGGACAUUUAUGAAAUCUUUGGCGACAUCAAGGCCGCUGUGAACUCGAUCAAGAUUUUAAAGGCUUACGAGCAAGGCUGCGUUUGUAUUGGCCGGGUUGUGGCAGCGUGCAUCUCUCUUCCCAGGGUGCAAUAUUUGGAGACUGAGGCACCGCCAGUUAAGGUGCAUGAUGGGAAGUUAAGUUGGUGGAAUGCAUUUGGAAGUGUAACGGAGCAUGAGCGCUUGUAAAGCGAUUUGUUCAAGGACUAAAACAGCUGAACAUGAUCAUGAUUAUUUAUAUGAUUCGGUGAUAAUAUGACCUGAAAUUGAUCUCGUUCUUUUCAUUCAAAGGCAGAUUCACAAAGAGACAAAUUUUUUUGGCCGAGACCAACACUCUCCUGAAAUAGGAGGAAGCAACUCGGGAAUAUCAGUACUUGUAAAGUGAUUUUAUUAAGGAGUUAAACUGCUGAAUCUGCUCAUGAUCAUCCAUAUGAUUCUGUGAUAUGAAAUCAAAUGAAGCUCAUCAUGGUCCAUCCUUUCGAAGAAGUGGGCGACAAAGGUGUAACACACGAUGUUACUUAUGACACAUUGUGCCCACUGUCUUGUCAUUUGUCAAGUCUGAGCACCGCACAAACAUGUUUAUGACAAGUGACAGCGGCAUAACACACUCUAUGUAAACCAUGCUUUGACACAUCAUGAAUUAUAUGUAAACACGGUGUUAUUAGACAACUUGAAUGAUUAACUCAACACACUUCUGUAAACAUUUUACAUUUUAUUUUCCUUCGCAUUUGAAGUUCUGGAACGUAGCGUAUAUGUAAAGGUCAUGAAAAUAAACCAAACUUUAUUGAAAG